Molecule: messenger RNA, 990 nt
Organism: Lagenorhynchus albirostris (white-beaked dolphin)
Lineage: Eukaryota; Metazoa; Chordata; Mammalia; Artiodactyla; Delphinidae
Gene: RAB1A
Product: RAB1A, member RAS oncogene family
Exons: 6
Coding region: 207-824 (205 amino acids)
Molecular function (GO): GTP binding; GTPase activity
Source: RefSeq, a predicted model, not a curated record
UCGCCGGCGGCCAUUUUGGGUGGAAGCGAUAGCUGAGUGGUGGCUGCUGCUGAUUGUGUUCUAAGGGGACGGAGUGGAGGGAAGACGAUUGCUCUCUCGGAACAGCGUAUCUCAUUCCUCUCCCUUCGACUACCCGUGGCGCGGAGAGUCAGGGCGGCGGCUGCAGCAGCAAGGGCGGCGGUGGCGGCGGCGGCAGCUGCAGUGACAUGUCCAGCAUGAAUCCCGAAUAUGAUUAUUUAUUCAAGUUACUUCUGAUUGGCGACUCUGGAGUUGGAAAGUCUUGCCUCCUUCUUAGGUUUGCAGAUGAUACAUAUACAGAAAGCUAUAUCAGCACAAUUGGUGUGGAUUUCAAAAUAAGAACUAUAGAGUUAGAUGGGAAAACAAUCAAACUUCAAAUAUGGGACACAGCAGGCCAAGAAAGAUUUAGAACAAUCACCUCCAGUUAUUACAGAGGAGCCCAUGGCAUCAUAGUUGUGUAUGAUGUUACAGAUCAGGAGUCCUUCAAUAAUGUUAAACAGUGGCUGCAGGAAAUAGACCGUUAUGCCAGUGAAAACGUCAACAAGUUGUUGGUAGGGAACAAAUGUGAUCUGACCACAAAGAAAGUAGUAGACUACACAACAGCAAAGGAAUUUGCUGAUUCCCUUGGAAUUCCAUUUUUGGAAACCAGUGCUAAGAAUGCAACGAAUGUAGAACAGUCUUUCAUGACAAUGGCAGCUGAGAUUAAAAAGCGAAUGGGUCCUGGAGCAACAGCUGGUGGUGCAGAGAAGUCCAAUGUUAAAAUUCAGAGCACUCCGGUCAAGCAGUCAGGUGGAGGUUGCUGCUAAAAUUUGCCUCCAUCCUUUUCUCACAGCAAUGAAUUUGCAAUCUGAACCCAAGUGAAAAAAACAAAAUUGCCUGAAUUGUACUGUAUGUAGCUGCACUACAACAGAUUCUUACCGUCUCCACAAAGGUCAGAGAUUGUAAAUGGUCAAUACUGACUUUUUUUUUAUU